This is a messenger RNA of Tetrapisispora phaffii CBS 4417, 2976 nucleotides long. It is a transcript of the gene CWH43, whose product is annotated as Cwh43p. Gene Ontology annotation, biological process: GPI anchor biosynthetic process; fungal-type cell wall organization. The coding region runs from base 1 to 2976 and encodes 991 amino acids. Gene Ontology annotation, cellular component: endoplasmic reticulum. The record is from RefSeq and is a predicted model, not a curated record. NCBI's taxonomy places the organism in Eukaryota, Fungi, Ascomycota, Saccharomycetes, Saccharomycetales, Saccharomycetaceae. The transcript has a single exon.
AUGGUAGCUGUUAAUGGUAAGAUUAUCCCACUCACACAUACUAUUUGCGCAAGUGCUGCUUUUUUAGUGGCAUUAAUAGUGGGAUGUUCUUUACAUUACCAUAAAAUUGUUGAAAACGCCCACUAUGGCUAUCCAGACGAAUGGUUUCCAAGUGUGUCUGCUACGAUUGGUGAUCGAUACCCUGAACGAUCUAUAUUCCAGAUUUUAAUUGCUUUAACUUCCUUCCCAAGAUUUCUUUUACUUUUAGGUCAUUACUACUUGAAUGGCUCAACAACCACAUUUUUAGUUGGAGUUUUAAGGACAGUCACGUGUGGUGGCUGGGUUUACAUUACUAGUACCGAUGAUCAUAAUAUUCAUGAUAUCUUUAUGAUUUCAUAUAUGGUGUUGACAAUUCCAUGGAAUUAUUUUAUAAUCAAAUACUCUAGCAUCAAAAGAAGACAAACUAUUGUCGCAUCGAUGUUUUACAUUGUUUUAUUCCCAUUGAUUUAUUGGUACAUACAACAUCAAGUACAUCAUGUUGGAGGCGCUUAUUCCAUGUACGCUUAUUUCGAAUGGAGCUUGAUUGUUAUUGAUAUUGCUUUCGAUUCUUUAGCAUAUGCUGAUUUCAAUAGGUUCACUAUCAAUUUAGGUUUCACAAAUAAGGAUUCUGAAUUGAAUUGGUUCUUCAAAAUUGAUCAAACUAAAUCAUUAUCUAUUGAACGUUCUGAAAAUGAUGUCAAGGUAGUUGAUGAAGACAAUGAAGUUGUAUACGAAGAGAGAGAAAUUGACACAAAGGUAAUCAAAUCAAGUGAUGAAAUUAUAGAAAUCUUAAUUGAAAAUGAAAAGGACAUUUCAAUUUUAAGCUCAACUGAGCCUGCCCCACAGUACGAUUCCUUUAUUUAUAUUCUAACUACUUUCUUUAACUCAUUUAUAUUCUGGACAGCUAUCACUGGGUUGGGUUGUAGUGUUUGGCAUUUUCCAUUAUGGUACAUGGGUAUUUCAGGUUAUGAAGCUGCUAUCUUAGGUUACGGUGGGUGUGUCGUUUUAUUUUUACCUAUGAUGUCAACUAUUAUUUAUCAAUAUGGUUCAUUGGUAGGUGGUUUGAUACUUCUUGGCUCUUAUUUGGUCAGUGUACCCGAAUCAAGAUUACUGGUUGUUUGUGCAGGUGCUGUUAUUCUAAUUGCUCAAUUUACCUUAAAUUUGCAGGCCAUUUCAAACGCUUCGAUCAAUAGUGGAUUCACAGUCCUAUGGAUUUUAGGUCUUGUCUUCUCUGUUGUUCUAAAAAUGGGAUUCUACUCCAACAAUCCACUAUGGCCAAUCAUGAAUGAAACUAAUGGCGGUUGGAAUAAAACUGGACUAAUUAUUGUCUCAAUAUUUGGUGUUCUGUCACCUUAUACAAAUUCAGUUCAUUUUUCUGAAAACAAUAAUCAAUUCAAAUCGCAAAAUCAUGUUUCUUUCUUCUCUAAAUUAUCUCUGGGUUUGGGUUUUGGUUCUUUAAUGUUUUCAAUACAUCAAAUGUUAAGUGAUGCUUCAACUAUAAUUUACUGGUCUUGGGAAGGUUAUAAUGAAGUGAGCCAAGGGCCAUUGCAAUGGCCAUGGAGUUCAGUUACUUGCUUAACUAUGUUAGGCGCUUGCAUCUUUUCUGUGGUGUUCACCGGUAGAUCAUUUGUCCCAUGUGUGCUAUUGGCAGCGUCGACAACUAUUUUAUGUUUAAGGAGCAUUAAAGAGUGGGACAAUUUUAUCUAUGGUGGCUUACCAUAUGUGGUUGCUAUUAUUUUAAUAAUUCCAACCUACUUAUCUGCUCUAAGCAACAUUAAAAGUUUAUGGGUAUUCGCCAUUGGUGCAUUAUUAUAUGUAAUUUACAUAUUAGCCCAUGUCUGGGUCGUAGCAUAUGCUUUUGUCCCAUUCGGUUGGCUAUUGAGAGAAAGAAUUGAAGUUGUAUUGUCAAGCACGACGAUUUUCAUCAUUAUGGGAGCGGUAUUAAAUAAUGGCAAUGUAUUAAAAAGAGGUUCUGCUUUGGGUAAGAAGUUCACAUUGUGGUUAUAUUUCUUUAGCGUGUUAAUUGCGACCUUGACUGGGGUAUUUACAAAACAGCUACAGCCAAUUGGAGUACCACAGCCAUAUCAUCCAGAGUCUAAAUUAAUUACUGCUGGUAUCUGGACUAUUCAUUUUGGUUUAGAUAAUGAUAUGUGGGCAUCUGAAGAUAGAAUGAUAGAAUUAUUGAAGGAUAUGGAACUAGAUGUUUUUGGUGUCUUGGAAUCUGAUACACAACGUAUUGUUAUGGGUAAUAGAGACUUAACAAGUAAAUUAGGCCAUAAAUUAAAUAUGUAUUCAGACUACGGGCCAGGACCAAACAAACAUACUUGGGGAUGUGCAUUAUUCUCUAAAUUCCCAAUAAUUAAUUCUACGCAUCAUUUAUUACCAUCUCCAGAUGGUGAACUUGCACCAGCUAUUCAUGCUACCUUGAAAACAUAUAACGAUCAAUUAGUUGAUGUAUUUGUUUUUCACAGUGGACAAGAAGAAGAUGAUGAAGACAGAAGGUUACAGACUGAGGCUUUAUCUAAACUAAUGGGAAGCACAGAUAGACCAGCUAUUUUAUUAAGUUACUUAGUAACUGAGCCACUAGAGGGUAAUUAUAAUACCUAUGUAAGUGAUAUCUCUGGUAUGCAUGACAUUGAUCCUUCAGACGAUGACAGAUGGUGUGAAUAUAUCCUAUACAAAAAUUUAUUAAGAACAGGUUAUGCAAGAGUUGCAAGAGGCACCAUCACUGACACAGAACUACAAGUUGGUAAAUUCCGUGUCCUACCUGAAAUUGCAUUAGAGAAACUUGGCGAUGCAUUAUACAUGAACAGUUACACCAAUUUCCCUCAAGAUGAUGAUCUAAAAUUCCCAGAUAUGUUUUUAGGUGAAGGUGAAAGAGGCCAUUUCUAUCACGUAUUUGAUGAACCACGUUACUAUAGACCAGGUUCACCUCAAAAUGAUGAGAUAUAUGAUUGA